This is a messenger RNA of Cavia porcellus (domestic guinea pig), 3613 nucleotides long. It is a transcript of the gene Pglyrp3, whose product is annotated as peptidoglycan recognition protein 3. Gene Ontology annotation, biological process: peptidoglycan catabolic process. Lineage: Eukaryota; Metazoa; Chordata; Mammalia; Rodentia; Caviidae. The coding region runs from base 336 to 1361 and encodes 341 amino acids. Gene Ontology annotation, molecular function: zinc ion binding; N-acetylmuramoyl-L-alanine amidase activity. The record is from RefSeq and is a predicted model, not a curated record. The transcript has 8 exons.
UCAGCUCCCAGCCUCAGAUCUCUGUCCUCCAUCUUCUGUUAGGGACACAGGACUUUCUUUUUCUAUCUGAGAAGGCAGAGCUCAAAUUCUCUCUUCUCAAGGAGAAAUUUCCCUCUUAGUAUGAGGGACAGAAAGGGUUAAAAGAGGAAGACAAAGGAGGAGGAGGAAGAAAAGCAGAAAGAGGAGAGGGAGGAGGAGGAAGAGGAGGAGAAACCAGUUGGAAGAGGGACAGGACCUGGAAGCCAAAUCUGAAGGGAGGAGCUGCCAUCCAAUGAGAGGGUCACUGCCCUCAAGGGUUGGCAUCCAUACUCUCCCUACUGGUGUCCUGGAACACCAUGAAGAUGCUGACCUGGCUUCUUGUCUUCUCUGCUGUGAGUCUUCAGGUCUGUGGUACUCCCAUCAUGGUAUACCGCAAUGAAUGGGGAGCAAGACCACUCACCUGCAGUGCUCUGUUGAGCCCACCUGUGCCCUACCUCAUCACGGAGCAGCUGCCGGGGAUGGAGUGCCAGGAGCAGAGCAUCUGUAUCCAACUGCUGCGGGGCAUGCAGUCCCAUUCUGUCCACAUCAAAGGCUGGUGUGACUUGGCCUUCAACUUCCUGGUCGGGGAUGAUGGCAGGGUAUAUGAAGGUGUUGGCUGGAAUGUCCAAGGACUGCACACUCCGGGCUACAACAACGUCUCCUUGGGUAUUGCCUUCUUUGGCAGUAAGAUAGGCAGCAGUCCCAGCCCAGCUGCCUUAUCAGCUGCAGAGGGCUUAAUUGUCUACGCAAUCCAGAAUGGUCACCUGUCACCCAGGUAUAUUCAGCUGCAUCUCUUGAAAGAAGAAGUCUGCUUGGGCUCUCAACAUCCAGUGAUAUCCAGUAAAGUUUGCCCCAACAUCAUCCCACGAUCUACUUGGGAAGCCAGAGAGACACACUGCCCUCAAAUGAACCUCCCAGCCAAAUAUGCCAUCAUUAUCCACACAGCCGGAACAGGCUGUAAUGUAUCCAUGGACUGCCUGCUUCGCAUCAGAGGUAUACAGUCAUUUCACAUGGACAAACAAGAUUUUUGUGACAUCGGAUAUCACUUCCUGGUAGGCGAGGAUGGUGGAGUGUAUGAAGGGCUUGGCUGGUACAGCCAAGGGUCUCACACCUACGGAUACAAUGAUAUCGCUCUGGGAAUUGCCUUCAUGGGCAAUUUUGUAGAAAAACCUCCAAAUGCAGUUGCGCUGAAGGCAGCCCAGGACCUGAUCCAGUGUGCUGUGGUCAAGGGGCACCUGGUCCCCGACUACCUGCUGUUGGGCCAUAGUGAUGUGGUUGAUACUCUGUCUCCUGGAAAGGCUUUAUACAACAUCAUCAAGACGUGGCCUCACUUCAAACACUGAGAGCAGCCUCCUCUCCUUCUGGGGCUGCUCUUCCUUUCACUGGGUUUUGUCCUCACCUCUCAUUUUGCCUGAGCACUUGUGUCUCCCUCCUCUGCCAGCCCUACCUUGUUCCUUUUUCCCAGGUUGGGAUGAGAAUGUUCUUUCCUGUUAACAUCCUCCAGUGUCCCCAGGUUCCCACAGCUGGACACUCACAGACCUCUAUGUCUGAGCUGCUCAGCCAGAUGAGAUGAGGGGCUGGUUCCUGUCCUGCUUGUAUUUCCCUUUGUGUCUGUCUUUUUGCCUGGUAUCCCGUCUCCUGUGGUCUGGCUGGCAGCCCCCAGCCCUUGCCCAUCACCCAGAUAGGGUUGCCCACCCCUCUUCUCUGCUCACACAAGCACUUGUACAGAUAUGUAUGAGGCUCUUAUUUAAAGCCUGUAAAUGUAAGUUUUUUCCAGGGAGUAGCUGAUAUUUAUUUAUUUCUAUGUCUUCAGUUCCUGAGCAAUGUCUGGAAUUUAAUAAGUUUUCUUAGAUGUUUAUUGAAGAAAUGGAUGAAUUAAAGAAUAAAUUAGUCGUGGCCCCUAUUCACUUAGCCAGUUUGCUCCAUCCUAUCUUCUUUGGAAAGUCAUUGUGGACAGGGUUCCAUCCCUCCUGCAUCUCUCUAUCCUAUUCCCUUCCAAUCUGAGGUUCAGUGACGGUUCUGGUAGCUUUUCUGUAAUGGGUGCUGUAUCUCUAUGAUCCUAUAUCCCUACCCCUGAGGUAGGUACUGGGUGCACCACUAUGACCAGGUCAGGGCAGUAUCCUCACAAACUUCCCAAUGCCUGCUGUCUACUUGUGCCUGAUCAGAUUCCACUGUGUACUGGGUAGUGCCAGGACCCAGAGCCUUGAUGUCAGAACAGGCACAUCCAUUUAAAUAGGGGUCAGACAGCACUGCUGUAUGUAGAGGCAUGGAAGGUAGUUUAUUUUUUUAAUGAGUUUUAUCUGAGAAAAGGAGAAGGAGACAAGGAAGGAGCCCUUGUCUUAGUUACUUUUUACUUGUUGCUGAGACAAAAUAGCUGAUGACCAAAGCUGGGAAGGGAAGGUUUAUUUCUUACAGUUUUUGGAGGUUUCAGUCCAUACUCAGUUGGCUCCAAGGCAGGGUGGUAUGGUGGGGCCACAGUUCAUGGUGGCUACAAACAGCAAGGCAGAAACUGGCAAAAGAGAGAGACACAUUUUCUUCCUGCCAUUACAUUACAUCCUGGCUCCACCCCUAGGCUGGUGUAGCACUCACACCUCCAAUCCAAGCACUAGACAAUGAACCAAUCACAAAUGCAUAAUGCAAACGCAUGAGUCCUGGAAGCCACUGACACAAACCAUGACAGAGCCAGAAACAUGGGCUCCUCCCACUCCAGAUGUUUCUUUCCUUUCUUAUUUACACUGUAUUUUGCUGUGACAGUUUACUCAGUUUAUACAAGUUAGACUUUAAUAGGCUCACAUGUACACAGCUCUUUGUGCUUCCCCAAGGCUUCCUGAGGUCUCACUAGGUUGACUCUUCCCCCCUUAUCAUUUUCCCUAAGGUGUCCUGGGAGAUAAACAAGGGAAGGGAUGGUUUGUCUACAAGAUCAACCGGUCCAGACAGGCUUGGUCCAGAACUUUUCCAGAUUUACACAUCCAGAGGAAUGCUGCUUCAGAGAGCUCUUGCGAUAGGAUGCCUCUCCAAGGGUCACUUGGCCCACCCAGCCCUUCCUGGGGCAAUAAGAGCAGGGCACGUCCUGAAGACAGCUCCUCAGAAUAGUGAGUUUAACAGCCUCUCUUGCAGGAGGGUUAGAAGGUAAUUUUAAGGGCAGAUUGUGAGAUGCUCAGAAAUGGUCUCAUAAAAAGCUCUCUACUGGGGAUUUAGCUCAGCAGCACACAAGUGCCUGUCUGACAAGCAGAAGGUUGUAAGUUAGACCCCCUAUUUAAAAAAAAAAAAAAAAAACCAAAGAAAAGAAAAGAAAAAGAAAAAGCUCUCUACUAUGCUUAGACAGUGAAGUCACUUUCUGGAAGUCUCAUUGCAAACUGGCAAAGGCAUUUAAAAAGCAGGGCUUUUUAAAGAUAAUUAGCGCAUUAAUGUUGCUGUUGUGAGUGUGCUUUGUUGUGAGUCCGAUCUUUUUCUUCGUUCUGUCUCUCCUCACUCCAUAUGCUUCCUUGCCCUCCCAUGUUCUGCUAUCUGGUGACACAGCAAGGAGAGCCUCCUCCCAUGUGGACCUCUCCUGCCUUGCAUUUCUCAGCCUCUAGACCGAAGAAAUAAAUUUGAC